AUGGGACCACUGAGGAAUGUGCAGGGAAGAACACGCCUGCGCCGAGAAACAAAGAAACCUGCCAGCGAGUUUGACGAUUCGGAGCGCGAAGACCUUGCCGAUUUUCAAGGCGUUGAACCCCCCUCGAAGCGAAUACGAACCUCGCGCAAAGCCCAACAACCGUCCAAAUGGAUUCCAGGAGGUCGUGGAGGAGGAGGACGACAUGUUGAUAAUGAACGCACUCCUUCGGGCACAAGGACACCCCGCGCGGGCGAUGAAUAUGUACAUCCUCGGACGCGCCCUCGUGCAAGCCGCGAUCGACGAAGAACGAUGACAACAGCGCCCCGAUAUUCGGCCAGGAGUCGAAACCGUGGUUCCGCGCGUCCUCGGUACAGCACCGCCGCUGCAGCUUCUGCCGCCGUGGCACACGGGGAUGGGUACAAGCCAAGAGAGGAGCGAGGCUGGGAAGAGUUUCAUCCGGACCUGGACCUCGAGGCAGACUUUGCGGUCAUACCGUCAGAGGAGGUUGAUGGGAUUGUGAAGAAACCUACAAACAAUGAGGGUCAGGAAGAUGCCAGUCCGUCUGUGGAUGGAGUCCCUGCUAUUUUGGGAAGCACGCCCCCUCCUAAGAGAAAGCCUGGGAGACCUCACCGCACGCAAAAUUCCAUGAUCCACGCACUACUCACACCAGAAGCUCCCAAACUGGUUCCGAUGCCUGGUCCCAAUCCCCGGGAAAGGUUGACCUUGCCCAAGCCUUCAUACCGCAUACUGGACCCGUUUCUAUCCUACGAGCAAAAGGACUUCGCACAAGUGGAUUUUGUGGACAAAUCCAUGGCACAUGUGGGAUAUCAAGAGAGUGAGAUAUUUGUGCGUCCGGCUCGUAACUACAUUAGGCAAACAGAAGGCUCCGCCGAGGAAGAUCUCGACUUGAGCCCCGACCUUAUCACCAACGGAGAGAACUCGGCCAUCGGCAGUAACGGUGUCGGUCGUGUCGAGUAUGACAUGGAUGAACAGGACGUCAAGUGGCUGGAGGCGCUCAACAGAGGACGCAGCAAAGAUGGAGUUCAGACCAUCAAGCCUGCAAUAUUCGAAAUAACAAUGACCAAGAUUGAAAAGGAAUGGCACGCACUGGAGAAGAGAAUCCCGAAGCCGAAUCCUAAAGCGCCUCAAACGCAGCGGCCGCGGUCAAGCUCUGCCGCAGCCGUCAACGGCGAACCAGCUGGGGAGGAGCCCGACAGCAAAUGUGCGAUAUGUGACGACGGUGAUUGCGAGAACGCCAACGCCAUCGUCUUUUGCGACGGCUGUGACCUGGCAGUACAUCAAGAGUGUUAUGGUGUGCCGUACAUCCCUGAAGGUCAAUGGUUGUGCAGAAAAUGCCAGCUGGUAGGGAAUUCCCGGCCGAGCUGCAUUUUCUGCCCCAACGAGGGAGGCGCAUUCAAACAAACCAAUAACUCAAAAUGGGCACACCUCUUCUGUGCCACCUGGAUUCCGGAAGUUACUAUUGGCAAUCCAUCUCUCAUGGAGCCUAUCACAGAUGUCGAAAAAGUGCCUCCUGGGCGGUGGAAGCUUGUGUGUUAUAUUUGCAAGCAGGAAAUGGGUGCUAGCAUCCAGUGCAGCGACGGCCGCUGCUAUGAGGCUUUUCACCUAACAUGCGCCCGUCAAGCAGGUUUAUACCUACGGAUGAAGACGGGAGGUGGUCAAAACACCCUCAUGGAUAAGUCGCAGCUUCGUGCAUACUGCCACAAACACACCCCUGCGGACUGGAAGCACGAGCACAAUACUGACAGAGCUUACGAGGAAGCGACAAAAUACUUCAGAGAGCACUUCCGAGGCCAGAUCUGGGCCGACAGUCGCUCCUCCGCUCUGGCCAUCAACGACACACAGGACACACCUAACACCGAUAAAGGUCAUCUUAAGGUGACGCUCACGAACAAGAAAGGACAGAAACAGAAAACUAUCUGGCGGUUACCGUCGGGCGCCCCUGUUAUCCCAGAAGUAAUUCUUAAAUCAAUCGAAGAUUCCCUGGUCAGGUUCACGGUGCAGAAGAAAAAAGAGUUUGUCUCGGAGAUUUGCAGGUAUUGGACUCUCAAGCGCGAGGCACGGCGAGGCGCUGCUUUGUUGAAGCGAUUACAAUUGCAAAUGGACACAUUCAGCUCUUUUGAGGUCACUCGUCGUGAUUACAAGGCCCAAGGCGCAGCGGGUCGUGCCAGACUGGACCGGCGCAUCGAAUUCGCUGAGAUGUUAGCCACGGACAUGGAGCAGAUCGUUCAACUCUGCGAUUUGAUCAAGCAACGCGAAGUAGUGCGGUUGCAGGAAGCACGCAUGUUGCAGGAUGUCGUAGACACGGUCUACUUUCCCGUUCCGCACUUGUUGGAGCCGAUUGUGGAUAAAGCGCUCAAGCUUGACCGUGGUCUUUUCCGGAACGAGCUGCUUGAGCUUCGCGCCCGAGUCCUCAGAAAAGAGCACACUUCCGUCGCGAGCUUCGCCCAGGAUGUUGUCCGGGUUAUCAAUUCACAGUUUGGCAAUGACGCAGGAACUCUCUCCGAGUUGGUCGCCCUCGUUAGUGGUAGAGCUGAGGAUAUGAGUCCUGAAGAUCGAGAUCGUCGUACGCUUGCUCGACGUAUUGUGAAGGCAAUUGAACCGCUCAUUGACGAUGCCACGCGCAAGGAGGCAGAAUUGAACGGCCGGCCAUACGCACAGCAGAUCAGAGAACUGGACGAGGCACUUCUGUCCCGGCGAGAUUCCCUGACUGAGCCAGCGGGAGUCCCCUUGCUCGAUUCUGUCGAGACCAAGCAUGAGACUGGCAUGGCAAGUCCGGACGAUGGUGAUGUCGAGAUGCUGGACUCUACUCUGUCUGGUACCGAGACGAAUGUUGACCGCGGGACAGUGGAAGGUACUAAGGGUCUCGCGGAGAAAGCAGACAUCUUCAAGGCGGAUGGACUUCGGGCAGAAGCCGGAGGGCUGUCGGCGGAUACACCGCCCGCGUCCACAAAUGGCUUCAGGCAUGACCGACUGACGAAUGGCGACAUCAUAAUGGGACAUGCUCAGCGGAUUGAGCCCCCAACACCCCCGAUGAGUCUUCAAGGCCACUCUCAAAUACCUCCGUCUCAAGGCGGGAUUCCCUGGUAUGCUGCUCCCUUUGACCCCGAUGGCACCACAAUCUUCGAGGAACGCUGGACCGGGCCAGAGGUCUUGCGAGAACUGAGCGAAGAGUUGAGUGAGAUGGAUGAGGACGAACUCCAAGGCCUGGGUGCCGGCGACGACAUGGCAGAAGGCAUCGAUGGCGCGCCCUCCGGCAUUGAGGUUGAACCCACAUCCGUGGAUUCGAUGGCCAAGAGGAAGGGCUCGAAGAGGGUUAGCAAGCGUGCGCGGGGCUCCGAAUGGGGUACAAGAUCUUUUCGGCUUCGGAGAUGA
Capronia coronata CBS 617.96 is the source of this 3393-nucleotide messenger RNA. RefSeq lists its product as uncharacterized. The record is from RefSeq and is a predicted model, not a curated record. Bases 1 to 3393 code for a protein of 1130 amino acids. Lineage: Eukaryota; Fungi; Ascomycota; Eurotiomycetes; Chaetothyriales; Herpotrichiellaceae. The transcript has 2 exons. Gene Ontology annotation, biological process: regulation of transcription by RNA polymerase II.